GCGUUAGAUGCAGAAGGAUGGUAGAGACAAAUACAAGUAUACUGACUACAAAAUCGAGGAGUGAGCAGCGGCUCCGAUCUCUUUAUCAUCACUUUUGUUUGUUGCCAGGACCACUCGUGUAGAUAAGAUGGCUACCUCUGCCAGCUCAAAGCUCAGCAAAGAUGUGAAGCAGCGCUACAUGGAACUCCCUCAGGGAGACAAAGUCCAGGCCAUGUACUUCUGGAUCGACGGAACCGGCGAGGGACUUCGGUGUAAAACGAGAACACUGGACUUCGAACCCAAAAGCAUUGAAGAUCUGCCUGAAUGGAAUUUUGAUGGAUCAAGCACCUACCAGUCCGAAGGCUCCAACAGCGACAUGUUCCUCAUUCCAUCUGCAAUGUUCCGGGAUCCAUUCCGCAAAGACCCCAAUAAGCUCGUCCUGUGUGAAGUGCUGAAAUAUAACAGGAAAAAAGCAGAAACUAACCUUAGGAAUUCAUGUAAGAAUAUUAUGAGCAUGGUAGAGAAUCAGCAUCCAUGGUUUGGGAUGGAGCAGGAGUACACCAUUCUUGGAACAGACGGACAUCCAUUCGGCUGGCCCUCUAAUGGCUUCCCUGGUCCUCAAGGUCCUUACUAUUGUGGUGUGGGAGCUGACAAAGCUUAUGGCCGAGAUAUUGUGGAGGCACACUACAGAGCCUGCUUAUACGCUGGUGUGAAUAUCUGUGGGACAAAUGCUGAAGUUAUGCCAGCUCAGUGGGAGUUCCAGGUUGGUCCCUGUGAGGGAAUUGAAAUGGGUGACCACUUGUGGGCAGCUCGGUUUAUUCUGCACCGAGUCUGUGAAGAUUUUGGUGUCGUUGCUUCAUUUGAUCCCAAACCAAUUCCUGGCAACUGGAAUGGCGCUGGCUGCCAUACCAAUUUUAGCACAAAGGAAAUGAGAGAAGAUGGUGGCUUAAAAUACAUCGAAGAUGCCAUUGAGAAGCUUAGCAAGAGGCAUCAGUACCACAUCCGUGCCUAUGAUCCCAAGGGUGGGUUGGACAAUGCCAGACGGCUUACUGGUUAUCACGAAACCUCCAAUAUCAAUGAGUUCUCUGCUGGGGUGGCCAACCGUGGAGCCAGUAUCCGAAUCCCAAGGUCUGUGGGUCAGGAUAAGAAAGGCUACUUUGAGGACCGCCGUCCUUCAGCCAACUGUGAUCCAUACAGUGUAACAGAAGCCCUGAUUCGCACAUGUCUGCUCAAUGAGGAGGGGGAAGAGCCUCAGGAUUACAAGAACUAAAUGUUACAUGGACACUUAAUUUUUUUUUUUUUUUUUUGUAGCUAUAUUUUUAAAAUUGUUGGCCUAUUGGUCUAAAGCCAGUACUGUAUUUUUGUUUUCUUAUUUGAAACUUUCUUUUAUGACUGUCCUGUGGUCAACAUUGGGGCUUGAAAGAAAAGACAGUAGCACAGUUCAUAUGUUAACAGCUUCCUAGCAAACAUAAGUUGACAGGUCAACUUACUCUAAAGGAACUAACCACAAAUACAAAUUUAGCCUGUGUAUUAAUUUGUAGAAAUCUACAAUAUGCACAAACUUCUCUUUAAACUGAAGAGGUUCUAAUUGAUGUAAACCUUUAUUGACAAAUGGGUGCUUAUUUCUUGGUAUCACUUUCUGUCUGGUUUCCUUGUUGUCUGUGGUGGUACCCCACUUGGGAAAUCGUCAGUUAAGAGUUUCGGCCCUGGGAAACCAUUCAUUUGGGCAAGAAGAUGACAAAGGGAUUGUAGGGAUGUAUUGUUGGAGAAUGUUCUGCCAAAACAAGCUAGUUAAGAAUUGGUUAUGCACUUUUGUACACUUGAGACUGUUAAUUCAGUUAAAGUUUGGCUUUUAAAAACCAUGAUCUGCUGGUGAAACACUAAGCAGUUAAAGUAUGUUAUUUUAAUAUUUUGUAACAUACUCUUUCUGUUGUGUCACUGUAGUCCUUAUAAUGUAUUUUAUUGUUUAUGUUGUAUGGUACUACAGAGUUUUAUAAGGAUCCAGUUUUAGGGUUUUUUCAUCUGUUUAAAAAUGGGGGGACUUCUAAACAUGAAUGUUUCAGCCUGGAUCCACUUUCUGUUCUGUGUUGAAUUUCACAUCUGA
Messenger RNA from Polypterus senegalus (gray bichir), 2083 nucleotides. Its product is annotated as glutamine synthetase. NCBI's taxonomy places the organism in Eukaryota, Metazoa, Chordata, Cladistia, Polypteriformes, Polypteridae. The transcript has 7 exons. Gene Ontology annotation, molecular function: glutamine synthetase activity. Gene Ontology annotation, cellular component: cytoplasm. The record is from RefSeq and is a predicted model, not a curated record. The coding region runs from base 128 to 1249 and encodes 373 amino acids.